Molecule: messenger RNA, 1902 nt
Organism: Caenorhabditis angaria
Lineage: Eukaryota; Metazoa; Nematoda; Chromadorea; Rhabditida; Rhabditidae
Source: the annotation of a GenBank genome assembly
AUGUCAGUCAGUCGAAUUAUUGGACCAAAAGUUGAUCCAGCUAUAUUAGGUCAGCCAUUGAAAUUUCGAAGUGGAAAAACAUCGAAAAAUCGGUUGUUUAAGGUACGUAUUUGUUAUUUGAAUAAAAUAAUUUGAGAUUUUCAGGCUCCACUUUCAGAGAAACUCUAUAAUUGGAAAGAAAACGAAAUAUCGAAAAGAGGAAAUGUGAAUACUCAAAUUAUCAAUUUAUAUAAGAAAUGGGGAACAUCUGGUUUCGGAGUCAUUUUUACUGGAAAUCUCGCAACUGAUUCGGUAAUGUUAUUGAUCUGUUAUUUAUCAAAUAAUUAUAUUUUCAGCGUUUCAUCGGAGAAGGCGGUCAAGGAGUGGUUUCUGUUGAAAACACAUCAAAUGAAAAAUCUCGAAACUUGUUGAAACAACUAUCAGAAGCAAUGAAAUCGGAAGGAUCUUUGGCAAUCGCUCAAAUUAAUCACGUCGGAAAAUUAGCACUCGAAUAUUAUUAUGAUAAUCAAGGAAAUCGACAUGUUAUGUAUUCAAAAAUUGAAGACCCACUUACUUUUUCAACAGAUCAAAUUCAAACAGAAAUUCUCGAAAAAUUCAAAUAUUCUGCGAAAACAUUAUAUGAUUGUGGAUUUGAUGGAAUUGAAGUACACGGAGCUCAUGGAAUGUUGUUCAAUCAAUUUCUAGGUAAGAUAGAAUUUUUUCGAAAUAUGUAUUAUGAAUUGAUAAAUUACAGAGCCUAAAAAUCAAAGAACUGAUGAAUAUGGUGGUGAAUCAAUCGAUAAUCGAUCACGUCUUCUCAUAAAUACAUAUCUCGAAAUUCGAAAAUCAAUUCCACAAGAAACUGGUUUUUUGAUCGGUGUCAAACUAAACUCAACCGAUUUCCAAAGUUGUGGUAUUUCUGAUGAAGAAGUUUCGAGAUUAUGUGAAUUAAUCGAAAACGUUGGAUUCGAUUUUGUUGAAUUAACUGGUGGAGCAAUGGAAAGUGCAGUCAAAGAAUUGAAUCAGCGAGAAAGUACUGUAGCUCGAGAAAACUUCUUUUUCCAAUUUGUCGAUCGAUGCUCGAAUAUUUUCAAAGAAACAAAAGUUUUCAUAACGGGAAGAUGGCAAACAACAAAUGCAAUGAUAAAUUCAAUCAAAAUGAAUCUGACUGAUGCAAUUGGAUUCGGUAGAUGGAGUUGUGCUGAGCCACAAUUCCCACAGAAAGUUCUAGCUGGAGAAAUACACAGUAUUCCAGACAUUAAAUUUGCUCCAAGUGAUUUCAAAAUAGCAAAACAUGCAGCUCAUCAACAAAUGAAAGAAAUAUCUUUGGGAGAACAAUUAAGCGAUUUCACAGUGAAAGAAAAUGCGGAUCAUUUCAAACAGGCAUGUUCAUUUUGCCGGCAUUGCCUGCUUUUUGCCGUCCCCCGAAAAAGCAAAGCCGCUUUUGCUUUUACACGGUAAGACUGUGAAAAAGCAACAGCAAAGCAGCUUGCCGAAUUGCCGGCAAUGCUUUUUUCACUGCUUCCAAAAUCAUCUGAAAGCAGUGAGAAUGCAUUGACAAAACAACCUCUUUUUGCUUCUCUAACGCGCGCGCGAGACUACUUGAAUAAAUGCAUACGCGGACGGUUCGCUGGUUUUGUGUGUUGCCAUGUUUUGUGUGUGGAGGGGCGGAGCUUCGCUUGUUGCCUUCUGUAUUUUGAAAAAGCAGCCCGGCAGGCAGCCGCGGCUGCUUUUUUUGCUUUUCCUUACUUGCUUUUUGCCAGCAAAAAGCAAAGCCACGCCCAGCAAAGCUGCUUUGCUUUUUGCCGGCAAAGCAAAAUGAACAUGCCUGAUUUCAAAGUUCAAGCCGAACAAUAUAUUGAUAAUUUAGGAACUUAUCAAAAUAUGGAUUCACACGCAGGAAUUAUUGACUAUAAAUUAUGA